CGCAGAAUCACAUUCCGAGCGGAGCUACCUGCGGCUGUCGACUGUCGGAAAAUGUGAAUAGUUAUUUAGAGAGCAGUGGAUCAGUGUCGGGGUUGGAUGUGCGUGAGUGGUUGGGUGGGGUUUGUUUUCAACUUAAUGUUAUUUUUUCGGGGGAUUAUUUAUUUUUAGUAGGUGAUUUUUUUACUUAAAUAUGGCUCUAAACCAGGACGUAGAACAGCUGAAAAGUAACUUAGUUGUUAGGAUGGACCAAGAUUCGGAUACUGAACUUCAGGCUUUAUUUGACAGUGUCUUAAAACCAGACUCAAAACGAAUGUUAGCAGUGCCUUUUCGAAUGCGUAAACUUCCUAAUUCGUUUUUUAAUCCACCGUCAACAGGUUCGAAAUCACCCUCGGUUUCUUCUAUAUCCCAUAGCAGAGAAAAUUCAGCUGAUUCUGCUUUUGGAACGACAACGACAACAACUACCUCGACUGGAUUACAAGUUCAUCAUCCUCGAGCUCAUAGUUCCCCCGCUUCAUUGCAACAAACUUAUGCGUCUGCUGGUCAUCAACAACAACAUCAACAUAAACCUCAACGAAGUUACGAUAUAACCAACAUAGAUCAAGAUCUAGGACCUCUGCCACCUGGUUGGGAACAAGCGAGAACGUUAGAAGGACAAGUUUAUUUUCUCAACCACAUCACACGCACCACAACAUGGGAAGACCCACGCAAGACGAUAGCAGCGCAAGUUGCGAAUCAACAACAACGCAGCGCAGAACUGCUAAACACACCCCACCCAGCUGCUGCUACUUCGCCACAACCUCCAGCCAAGGGCAACAGCCCUGCCACCAGCCCAGCCCCACUUGGCCCUUUACCUGAGGGGUGGGAGCAAGCCGCCACUCCUGAGGGCGAAACAUACUUCAUCAACCAUCAGACCAGAACUACAUCUUGGUUGGACCCUCGGAUACCUGCCCACCUACAGAGGCCACCGACCUCUGGAGUGCAGUUACCCUCAGGUGCUGGGUCCUGGCUGCCUCAGGCGACCGUGGCCCAGUCCUCCAUUAGCCAACAGAAGCUGCGACUGCAGUCACUGCAACUGGAGCGUGAGCAACUCAAGCUGCGUAGACAAGAGAUCAUGCGACAGCAAGAACUGAUGAUGCGCACCAGCACAACAGACUCAGGGAUGGACCCGUUCCUGUCUGGACUGACGGAUCACGCUCGUCAGGAAUCUGCUGAUAGUGGGCUGGGCAUGGGCAACAACUACAGUCUGCCUCACACUCCUGAGGACUUCCUCAGCACCAUGGACGACAACAUGGACGGCGUCAGUGAGGGUGGCGGUCCAGGAGCAGCUGACAUUGCAGCCCUCGACUCUCAUGACCUUCCUUUGACUGAUAACAUAUCUGAGCUCGACCCCUCACUAACAUUGGGAGAAGAGUUCACUUCCGACAUUUUAGAUGAUGUCCAGGCCCUCAUCAAUCCAAACAGCAAGGCAGAUAAUGUUCUUACCUGGCUUUGAUCACAAAAACAACCCUUGUUGUUUAAAAGCAUUUUACACUUUUUUAUUAUUUAUUUUAUUACUUCCGACAGUGUCAGUUUCUAAGAAGUGUUUUGGAAAAUUGUCAGUUCAACGAGGUAAGACGAUCUAUUAAAAAGAGUUCACAGUUGAAGUUAAGUUUAAACAAGCGUUUAUCUUAUUGUUAUGUAGUUAAAUUAAAUAUUUGAACUCGACGCGGAAGUUGUGUCUCUGAAAGUUUUGUUUUAGCAUAUACUAGCUUAUUUACUUCUGUUUGCUAUGUUAAGUUUUAUUGUAAGUGCGUUGUUGAAACAAUCGCUUCGUUAAAUUUUGCAUUUGGAAUUAUAAUUUAUCAAUAGUUAGCGUUACUUUACAGAUGUUUGAAUGCUAUUAGGAUAAGUAUUAAAGUUGUAUAUUGUGUUUGUA
Macrosteles quadrilineatus (aster leafhopper) is the source of this 1915-nucleotide messenger RNA. RefSeq names its product transcriptional coactivator YAP1 (gene yki). Bases 191 to 1492 code for a protein of 433 amino acids. Gene Ontology annotation, molecular function: protein binding; transcription coactivator activity. NCBI's taxonomy places the organism in Eukaryota, Metazoa, Arthropoda, Insecta, Hemiptera, Cicadellidae. Gene Ontology annotation, biological process: hippo signaling; positive regulation of transcription by RNA polymerase II. The record is from RefSeq and is a predicted model, not a curated record. Gene Ontology annotation, cellular component: cytoplasm; nucleus. The transcript has 7 exons.